Molecule: messenger RNA, 858 nt
Organism: Porites evermanni
Lineage: Eukaryota; Metazoa; Cnidaria; Anthozoa; Scleractinia; Poritidae
Source: the annotation of a GenBank genome assembly
AUGUUUGAUAAGUUUGAGGCUAUCGACCUGAUAAACUCCCUCGUGUGGCUUGCCAGAAGUGAAGGGCACCAAAAAGCUGAGGAGUAUGCGGCUGCGCAAGACGAGAUUAGAGCAAGAAUGGAUUCUCUGGAUGUCCCACGGCUACAGCGCCUUUUUCUCUGGUUGUUAGGUGAUCCUGUGCGCACCAAGAUCGCCAAGGAAGCUUCCACCAUUUUGAAGGGCGUUACUGAAGAUUCUUCUCCGCCCCCUGGCUAUAGCCGUGCUGCGCUCAGACAGGCUCCUUACCCCAGCCGUCCAAGAUGUUUUGAAUGGGGUCAUGUCGCCCGUAAUUGUAAGCAGUUUCAAAACUUUAUCUCCGACACCAUAGUCGACUGGGUCUCCGCUGGUGUACUUGCGGUCUGGGGCAGAGUUGGAGAAGUCAUUUCCCCGCAUUUAGUCCUUCCCCUCACUGUGGAACCUUCAAAACCCCACCUCUGUCAUGACGAAAGAUUCUUGAAUUUGUGGAAAAGGGAUCUUCCCUUUAAGCUGGACAAUCUUCAGGACCUUCCCAGGUACGUUCUUCCUGGUCAUUUCCAAACGUCUUUCAACGAUGACUGGCUACCAACAUGUGCUUCUUCACCCUUCCGCGCGUACCUACUUUGGCUUUCAAUGGAAUUAUGCAUAUUUUUCGUGUUUUGCUCUCUUCCUUUCGGAUGGAAGGCCAGCGGUUACAUCUAUCACAAUUUGGGUCUCGCCGGCACAAGUGCAGCUGGCUCACAUGGGGUUCCUAUGUCCCAAUAUAUAGACGACCGUCAUGUUGGUCAGUUGUUCUGUUCCCCUGCCGAAUCCAGUCUACCUCCUAGCCGGAUUGCUGGCUGA